Penicillium macrosclerotiorum is the source of this 378-nucleotide messenger RNA. RefSeq lists its product as uncharacterized. The coding region runs from base 1 to 378 and encodes 125 amino acids. The record is from RefSeq and is a predicted model, not a curated record. Lineage: Eukaryota; Fungi; Ascomycota; Eurotiomycetes; Eurotiales; Aspergillaceae. The transcript has a single exon.
AUGAUGACACGAUACCACGUGUAUUUCUUCUGGGAGCAGCUUCCGACAAACCUCAAAUACUCAACGGACUAUAUUGUGACACGUGACAGUGCCGCGCCAGUAAUUGAUGGAACCAAUCGGUGUGGGAUCGCUGCAAAUCAUCGAGAUAUGUGCAAAUUUGAAAGUUUCGAUUCACCUGGCUUCAAGGUGACAAUUGAAACUCUGAAGCGAUCUGUUCGGGCGGCACCGGUUGUUGUGGAGACUCGCUUGCAGGAAAGUGCAAACAUGCUCAACGAAAGACGGAAGAACGAGGCUUUGGAUCUGAUUAAAGACUGCAAGAUUCCUCUUUCCUCUGGCUUUGAGAGAUAUCAAAGUGUCGCUAAGGGCACUUUAGGCUGA